Molecule: messenger RNA, 832 nt
Organism: Aspergillus japonicus CBS 114.51
Lineage: Eukaryota; Fungi; Ascomycota; Eurotiomycetes; Eurotiales; Aspergillaceae
Exons: 1
Coding region: 170-772 (200 amino acids)
Source: RefSeq, a predicted model, not a curated record
CAGCAUCGACCAUAUAAAUUCAGCAGUUCCCCCGCCCACAACCAGUCCCAUUUCCUUGUUACCAACAUCUUCAACACAACUCAACCUGCCUCCCCGCUUGCUCAUCGACACAUUUUCGACCUCUCGCAAUCUGUGACCAUCCAAUCGUGUUCAUUCACAAUCAUACAAAAUGGACCACGAACUCGAAAAGGGUCUUCGCCAUGACGAAGAGGCUCCUGAAAUCCGCCGGCUCGACCCUGCUUUCAAGAAGCCGAAAAGCCGGCGUUGCGAAGUCGUGGAAUGUAUUUGUUCUACAUUGUUGCUGCUCGGGAUCGGUAGUCUUGUCACUUACUUUAUCUUGCGGUACAUCUAUGGCGAGAGAGAGGCCCGGCUCCAGGAGGAGUGUGGCCAAGCCCAUGAGCAUCUGCAAGCGCGCUGGGGCGGGUUUGCCGAGCGGCCGAUGGACAACAAGUGCUAUCGGCAAGAACGCACGGCGAUUCUGCUGUCAAUGUUCCUGGGAUUUUUCGGCGUCGACCAGUGGUAUGCGCACCAUUGGGCGCUUGCUAUCUUCAAGAUGUCAUCAGGGUUGACGUUCCUGUUGAUUAGGAACAUUCCGUCCACGGUCCUCGACAGGACGGAUUCUUGUCUUCUUUGGGCUUUCCUCGGCCUUACCUACGGCCUUUUCAUGGUAGCUACGCCAGUCUGGUGGCUGACCGACACCAUUCUAUGGACGGUCGGGGGGUACUAUGGCACCCCUGGUUGCCCUGGCGGUAGCGGAUCGUGGAGAUACUAAGCGGUUCAGUCUUUCGCGCCGUGAUCAAAUGGCAAGAUAGGCAAGGGCACUCUUUAGUAC